Molecule: messenger RNA, 1999 nt
Organism: Spea bombifrons (plains spadefoot toad)
Lineage: Eukaryota; Metazoa; Chordata; Amphibia; Anura; Pelobatidae
Gene: TWF2
Product: twinfilin actin binding protein 2
Exons: 9
Coding region: 105-1154 (349 amino acids)
Biological process (GO): actin filament depolymerization; regulation of lamellipodium assembly; positive regulation of neuron projection development
Cellular component (GO): actin filament; myofibril; cytoplasm
Molecular function (GO): actin monomer binding; actin filament binding
Source: RefSeq, a predicted model, not a curated record
GAGCCUGUCUUGCCUCACCUAACGGCCCCGCCUCCAGUGAAGCCACGCCCUUCACCGCAGGCCCGCCAGCCGCUCCCUAUCCUCGAGCUGUCAGAAGCCGGACCAUGGCGCAUCAGACCGGGAUUCACGCUACACCAGAACUGAAGGAUUUCUUUGCAAAGGCCCGCAAUGGAUCUAUCCGACUCAUUAAAGUGGUUAUCGAAGACGAACAGCUGGUGUUGGGAGCUCACAGAGAACUCAAGCUACACUGGGAUAAAGACUAUGAUGCCUUAGUGCUCCCACUUCUAGAUGAGACCGAGCCGUGCUAUAUACUUUAUCGCCUGGACAGCCAGAAUGCGCAGGGAUACGAGUGGCUUUUCCUAUCAUGGUCACCUGAUCAUUCUCCGGUAAGACUGAAGAUGUUGUAUGCAGCCACAAGAGCCACCGUGAAGAAAGAGUUUGGGGGAGGACACAUUAAGGACGAGCUGUUUGGGACCGUACAGGAAGACAUUUCUCUGAGCGGCUACCAGAAACACGUUUCCUCCUGCGCAGCUGAAGCUCCACUCACUGCAGCAGAGAGAGAGUUACGGCAGAUCAAGAUCAACGAGGUGAAAACAGAGAUAAGUGUGGAAAGCAAACAGCAGACCCUCCAAGGACUUGCCUUCCCUCUCAGGCCUGAUGCUGAAGAGGCCAUCCUGCUGCUGAAGCAAAAGAAAAUCAAUUACAUACAACUGAGAUUGGAUUUGGAGAAGGAGACCAUUGACUUGGUGCAUACAAAGCACACAGAGAUCCAAGACCUUCCUUCAAGGAUCCCCAAGGAUUCAGCCCGAUACCAUUUAUUCCUCUACAAGCACUCUCAUGAAGGUGACCACCUGGAGUCUGUGGUCUUUAUAUACUCAAUGCCAGGAUACAAAUGCAGCAUAAAAGAGAGGAUGCUUUAUUCCAGCUGCAAGAACAGACUUCUAGAAUCCAUGGAACAAGAGUUCCAGCUGGACAUUGUAAAGAAGAUUGAAAUUGAAGAUGGUUCUGAGCUAACGUCCGAGUUCCUCUAUGACGAAGUUCACCCAAAGCAGCAUGCUUUCAAGCAGGCAUUUGCCAAACCCAAAGGACCUGCAGGGAAGCGAGGCCAGAAGCGCCUUAUAAAAGGGCCCGGUGAGAAUGGAGAGGACAAUUAACCACCGUGUUCACAAACUCGUCUCAGGCCUACCGAGUUGUGCCGGUGUCAAGGAACCACUGAGGUUCACUUUGCUUUUGUGCCAUCAGACAAGAUGAGCUGGUGUGUCGGCCAUUGUGGAAAUGUCUGCUUCCUUCUCAUUGUUCUCUUCUUUAGAUGUGGCUUUUUGAUAAGGUCCGGUUAAUGUCUAUCUCUUUCUCCCUAUGCCUGCAUCAAUGUCAGUUUCAUGUAAUACUUGAAAUACAUAAUUCUCUCUGCACAGACAUUUAAUUGGCAUGUUACCUGUUCACAUUUCACAAGCAGAUAGAGAUCCCAUGGUGAUGGACAAUGGCUGCUUGGUUACAAUUAUGCUAUUUGUGCAGAACAUUAAAUACCCCCGGUAUCCAUAUCUCUGCUGUGUUGCUCUGCCUGUGUUAUAUUAGUAAUGGAUCAUUGUGAUUCAUGGGCGAGAGACAUCAUGCAGUAUUAUAGGUUUGAGCAAAAUGUUAGUUUCAGAUGGGUCACUACUAUAUAGCAUUCUUAUGAGUGGAUGUCCCCAUUGGCAAGAAAAGAUUUAGUGGAAUGGGUCUUUUUUUAAGCUGAAUCACAUAACCUUAUGAGGAUUGGAUUUCGUUUUUCUGCCUCUUCCAUAUAAUGUUUGCUGCCGGAUUUCUUUAAUUGCUACUGUUGCCAUCGCAGACUGUUACAUUAGCUCCUGGUGGUGGUGUACAUUCCAGACAAAAGAAAGAUUAGAGUCUACCUGGGAAAUAAUGUUCAGUAAAUUAUCCUACCAUCUGCUCUGAAUUUUCUAAAAAAAAAAAAUGUAUAUUAAAAAGAAAAAAUAAAAGUGAUACUUUUUUAAAAAUA